ACAGAUCCUAAACACAACCAUUACCAUUUUACACAACUUCAAUUAGAAAAGAAACUUGCAUUGCUUACCAAAAAUGGAAAGCGUAAGGAAUCUAGUGAAUGAAAAGCCAUUAGUGAUCUUCAGCAAAAGCUCAUGUUGUGUGUCUCAUUCAAUGAAGCAACUAAUGAGUAGCUAUGGAGCCAAUGCAACAAUAUAUGAGCUUGAUGAAAUCCCUAAUGGGAAUGAGGUUGAAAAGGGUCUUACAAGUAUGGGGAGUAAGCCAAGUGUGCCAACUAUUUUUAUUGGAAAUAAGUUUGUUGGUGGGUCCAAUGAAAUUCUUAGCCUUCAAAUUCAGGGAAAAUUGGUGCCUAUGCUUAUUGAAGCUGGUGCCAUUUGGGUUUGGAAGUAGAUCAUUUGGGUAUAGAUAAAAGAUUUAGGGUGUGUUUUCGGGAAAUGACGUUUUUUGGUUGGGUUUUUAGUUGACUUUUGGUUUUGGAUUUUUGGUUGGUUAAAUAGGCUGACUUUUAAGUCAAAACUAAAGUGGUCAA
Amaranthus tricolor (Joseph's coat) is the source of this 527-nucleotide messenger RNA. RefSeq names its product monothiol glutaredoxin-S6-like. Lineage: Eukaryota; Viridiplantae; Streptophyta; Magnoliopsida; Caryophyllales; Amaranthaceae. The transcript has a single exon. The coding region runs from base 74 to 388 and encodes 104 amino acids. The record is from RefSeq and is a predicted model, not a curated record.